UAAAUACGAUUGAUUGAUUGAUUGAUUGCAGAGCACUGUUCUACCCUCUCCUCCAGUUCCCACAUCCAUCCCUGCCUGGGACGAGGUCGGCAAACCCACCUUCAGCCAAUACCCCUACCCCACGCUCGGGCCUUAGCGGGCUCAAGCCGAAGUCGGUCAUGGCCCAGGCCGGGGAGGAGGCCGAUACAGCGAAAAGGCUCUUCAGGCUGGUUCAGGAAGGACAUUUGAGCCUUCUGCGGGAGGAGCUACAGACAGUCCAAGAUAUUCCAGGCCAAGGGAAAGGGACAUGGUGUCACGGGAGGACAGGGGACACUCUCCUGCAUUACGCCGCCCGGCGCGGGCACCGGGAUAUCCUGGCCUACCUGGUGGAAGUCCGGGAGAUGGACAUCGAGGCUCCGAACCGGGAUUACAAGCGACCGCUGCACGAGGCGGCGUCCAUGGGUCACCGAAGCUGCGUGCUGUUCCUGCUGGAGAGAGGGGCGGCUGUCGACUCCCUGAAGAAGGCAGACUGGACUCCACUGAUGAUGGCCUGCACAAGGAAAAACCUGGAGGUGAUCAGAGAGCUGGUGGAGCACGGGGCCAACCCUCUCCUGAAGAACAAAGAUGGUUGGAACAGUUUCCACAUCGCCAGCCGGGAGGGGGAUCCCCAGAUCCUAGAGUACUUGCUCACUGUCUCUCCAACCGUCUGGCAGACGGAAAGCAAAAUCCGAAGGACGCCUCUGCACACUGCGGCAAUGCACGGCUGUUUAGAGGCAGUAGAGGUGCUUCUCAAGAGGUGCCGAUAUGAACCCGACUGCAAGGAUAAGUGUGGCGUUACUCCCUUUAUGGAUGCUAUUCAGGGAGGUCACGUGAACACAGCACAGCUACUCCUGGAAAAGCACAAGGCUUGCCGUACAGCCGAGGACCUCCUGGGCGCUCAGCCUCUGCACCGGGCCGCCGUCACCGGGCAGGACGCCGCCAUUCGCUUCCUGGUCUCCGACCUCGGCGUUGGAAUCGACGAGAGGGCAACGGCAACGCAACACACGGCGCUGCACUACGCCGCUAAGGAGGGCCAAGCGAGCACAAUCCAGACUCUCUUAUCCCUGGGUGCUGAACUCGGGUCUAAAGAUGGAAAAAAUCGAUCAGCCCUGCACCUGGCCAGUGCGGGUCAGCACGCGGCCUGUGUGGAGACUCUGCUCCGGGCCGGGCUGCAGGACGCUCCGGACAGCACCGGGACGUGGGCUUGGCAGCUCGCAAAGAAACCCGAAGUCCUCCAGCUCUUCAAGGAAACGAGUGACGGCAUGUAAAGACCGCCGACGUGGGGGCUGCUUCCAGCCUCCUCCCUGUUUUUCUCUUGUUUCCAGACCCAAGAUGGCUAGGAUCAAUCAGCCGGUCAAUCGACGGCAUUUACUGAACGCUUACUGGGUGCGGGGCAUUGUACUAAGCGCUUAGGAGAGUACAGUACAACAGUCGGUAGACCCACACCCUGCCCGUAAGGACCUUACAGUCAUCAAGAGAACUUUAAAUCCUUAUCUAGGUUAACUGUGCCUCGCUUUAGUCACUGGGAAGCACUGGAGGAAAGAAACCUCGGCUCUAUUCCGGCAUUCCUGGAAGAGGAGUUCCGGGUGAUUCCCCUUCCGACUGGGCCAGAGUUUCUUCUUAGUAGUAGCAGCAGUAAGAGUAUUUAUUAAGCACUUACUAGGUGCCAAGCACUGGUGAAAAGUAUACGAAUUAAAAUUAGAUAAAGUCCCCGGCCCAUGAGAAUUAGGGGGUGUUGUGGGGAGGGUUGGUGACGGACUCACGAGGAAGCAGCGUGGCCUAGUGGAAAG
Molecule: messenger RNA, 1808 nt
Organism: Tachyglossus aculeatus (Australian echidna)
Lineage: Eukaryota; Metazoa; Chordata; Mammalia; Monotremata; Tachyglossidae
Gene: ANKRD16
Product: ankyrin repeat domain 16
Exons: 7
Coding region: 159-1286 (375 amino acids)
Molecular function (GO): protein binding
Source: RefSeq, a predicted model, not a curated record